CCCCCCACCGGUCGCCAUGGCAGCAGCGGUGCGCUUCGUGGUGACGCCCAGCCGGGGGGGGGAGGCAUCCGAGAGCAGCCCCGAGCCCCCCUCGGCCUCCAGCUCCCGCCCCCCCCCUUCCGACAGCAGCCCCAGCCCCAGCGAGGCCUCGGCCCCCCCCCGCGCCGAGCGUGGUACGGCCCGCGGGGGGUGGGCGGGGCCUGCGGGCGAGGGUCGGGGCUUGAGGGCGAGGGGGCGGGGCCUCGCUCAUCGCCCGCCACCCCCGUAGGCCACGCCCCUCAGCCGCCUGGCCACGCCCCCGCCGGAGGCCACGCCCCCUGCGACCACAACCUGGCGCUGUUCGAGGAGGAGCUGGCUGCCCGGCCCCGCGUCCCGGCCCUAUUACGCCGCAUCGCCGCCUACAGCAGCCUGGGGCCCGACAGCGAGCUGGGGCCCGGCCCGCGGCGGGCGCUGGGCACGCUGUGCGGGGUGGCGACGCCGUCGCUGCAGACGCUGCUGGGGCUGGUGCUGGUGCUGCGGCUGCCCUGGGCUGUGGGGUCGGGCGGCGUGCUGCAGGUCUGCGGGGUCGGCGUGCUGCUGGGCGCCUGCGCCGUGCUCACCGCCCUGUCCCUCAGCGCCAUCGCCACCAACGGGGGUGCCCCCGGGGGCGGCCCGCUGGCGCUGCUGUGGGGGGCGCUGGGCCCCGAGGCGGGGGGCGCGGUGGGGCUCUGCGCCUUCCUGGGGGCCGCCUUCGGGGCCGCCAGCGCCGCCCUGGGCGCCGCCGAGCUGCUGCUGGUGUACGUGGUGCCGCAGGCGGCCAUCUUACCGGGCCACGGCCGCGGGGCCCUGCUGGCCAACGGCCGCGGCUACGGCUCGGGGCUCCUGGGGCUCCUGGGGCUGGGGGCCGCCGCACCCCCUGCCGCCCGCGCCGCCCCCCUGGGCCCCGCCGGGCUCCUGCUGGCCCUGCUGGGGCUGCAGGCGGGCGCCCUCCGCGCUGCCCUGCCGGGGGCGCGCCCCACGUUGUGCCUCCCGCAGCCCCCCGGCGGCCAUCUCCAGCCCUGCCCCGCGCCGCGCCGCGGGGACAACAGCAGCGCCGCCCCCCUGCCGGCCGUACCGGGGCCCAGCGCCCGCCUGCUGGCCCGGAACCUGUGGCCCCCGGAGCCGCCCCUCGGCGACGCCGCCGCCACCUUUGGGCUCCUGCUGGGUCUCAGCCUCCCCACUGCCUCCGGGGUGCUGUGGGGCUGCAGCCACGCCGGGGAGCUGCGCGACGCCGCCCACUCCAUCCCCGCCGGUAGCGUCGGGGCCGCUGUCGGCAGCGCCUUGGGGUACCUGAGCGCGGCCCUGCUGCUGGGAGCCUGCGUGGAGGGGCAGCUGCUGCGCGACAAGUUCGGCUCGUCGCUGCGGGGCCGCCCGGUGCUGGCGGCGCUGUCGUGGCCAUCCCCGUGGCUGCCGCUGGCGGGGGCGCUGCUGGCGGCGGGGGGCGCGGGGCUGCAGGCGCUGGCGGGGGGCUCGCGGCUCCUGAGGGGCCUGGCCCGGGCCCGCGCCCUCCCCCUGCCCCCCGCGCUGGGGCGCGGCGAGCUGUGGCCGCUGGCGGUGACGGCGGCGGUGGCGGAGCUGGGCGUGCUGCUGGGCUCCAUCGACCUGGUGGCGCCCGUCCUGUCCGUGUUCUCGCUCACCGCCUACCUGUGCCUCAACCUGGCCUGCGCCAUGCAGGGGCUGCUGACGGCGCCCGGCUGGAACCCGCGCUGCCGCCUCUACCACUGGGCGGUGUCGCUGGCGGGCGCGGGGCUGUGCCUGGCCCUGAUGUUCGCCACCUGCUGGUUCUACGCCCUGCCGGCACUGGGCAUGGCAGGCAUGGCCUACACCUACGCCGACCUCCAGGGCGCCCCCUCAGAGUGGGGCGAGGGCUUCCGCUCCCUCCCCCUGAGCGCCGCCCUGGCGGCCCUACGGCACCUGGAGCAGCGCCCGCCGCGGCGGCCCCAGCUGCUGGUGCUGCUGAAGCUGGACGCCGAGCUGCGGGUCACCCAGCCCCAGCUGCUGGCCCUGGCCGCUCAGCUGCGGGCCGCCGGCGGGCUGACGGUGGCCGCCUCCGUGCUGCCCGGGGAUGUGCUGCAGGCCAGGGAGCGCGUCAGGGCCGCCGAGCAGGCGCUGCGGGGGGCGCUGGCGGGGGCGCGCUGCGGGGGCUUCGUGCAGGUGCUGGCGGCCGGGCGGGCGCGCGAGGGGCUGGCGGCGCUGGUGCAGGGCUGCGGCCUGGGGGCCCUGCGCCCCGACACCGUGCUGCUCGGCUGGCCCCGAGGCUGGCGCCGCCGCGACGACCCCGCCGCCGCCCGCGACUUCGUGGAGCUGCUGCGGGUGGCAGCGGCCGGUGGCCGGGCCCUGCUGGUGGCCAAGGGGCCGCUGGGGACCGGGGCACCGGGGGGGUCCCUGGACGUGUGGUGGGUGGUGGGCGACGGGCGGCUGCUCACCCUGCUGCCCCUGCUGCUGCGCCAGCACCCGGCGUGGCGCGGGUGCCCGCUGCGGCUCUUCGCGGUGGCGCUGCUGGAGGACAACAGCCUGGCCCUGGGCCGCCUGCUGCAGGCCUUCGCCCAGCGCCUGCGCCUGCCGGCCCGCACCGAGGUGGUCGAGCUGCACGACAGCGACGUCUCCGCCUACACGUACGAGCGCACGCUGAUGAUGGAGCAGCGCUCCCGCAUGCUGCGCCAGAUGCGCCUGGCGCGCCAGGCCUGGCACGGCUCCGCCCCCCCCAGCGGAGGGGAGGAGGAGGAGGGGGGGGGAGGGGGCGGCCCCCGGCCGGGCCCCAGCCCCACCAACGUGCGGCGCAUGCACGCGGCCGAGCGGCUGAACGAGGCCAUGGGGCGGCGCUCGGCGGGGGCGCGCCUGGUGCUGCUCGACCUGCCGGCCCCGCCCCCCGCCUCGCCCCGCCCCCGUGACGACAACUACGUGGAGUUCCUGGAGGUGCUGACGGAGGGGCUGGGCCCCGUGCUGCUCGUGCGGGGCGGCGACUAGCCCAGUAUGGACCAGUAUAAACCGGUAUGGACUGAGUAGGGAACCAGUGUGCACCAGUAUGAACCAGUAUGGAACCAGUACGGGCCCAGCAUCGCAGCAAGCGGCUUCCCAGUAUGGGCUGCGCUGCUCCCAGUAUGGCUCCGCCACUCCCAGUCUGGGCCCGGAGCUCCCAGUACGAGCACGGCACCGCUCCCAGUACGAGCACAGCACCGCUCCCAGUGCUCCCAGUACGAGCACGGCACCAAUAAACCAGUUCCUACCC
Cygnus olor (mute swan) is the source of this 3247-nucleotide messenger RNA. RefSeq names its product solute carrier family 12 member 5-like. The annotation marks the transcript as partial. Gene Ontology annotation, cellular component: membrane. The record is from RefSeq and is a predicted model, not a curated record. NCBI's taxonomy places the organism in Eukaryota, Metazoa, Chordata, Aves, Anseriformes, Anatidae. Gene Ontology annotation, molecular function: potassium:chloride symporter activity. The transcript has 23 exons. Gene Ontology annotation, biological process: chloride transmembrane transport; chloride ion homeostasis; potassium ion import across plasma membrane.